AGCGCUACGAGUGUUUCGCGGUCUGUGUUGGUGAAUCAUGUGUGAAAAACGUGGUUUGUGCACGCGUGGACUGCAGGUGCCUCUUCUAGUGGUGACUACGUUGUUAGUUGGUGUGCGCCCGGAAUUAGCCGAUCCAAAUUUCAAGAGACCCAUCGCCAAUGUGACAACGGCAGUCGGAAGGGAAGCAACUCUAGCCUGCGUUGUUCAAGAUUUAGCAGGGUACAGGGUGGCAUGGCUGCGCGUGGACACCCAAACAAUACUGACAAUAUCUACUCAUGUUAUUACGAAGAACCAUCGAAUAGGCGUCACUCACAGUGAUCAUCGUACCUGGUUCCUCCACAUACGAGAAGUAAGAGAAUCCGACAGGGGAUGGUAUAUGUGUCAGAUUAAUACGGAUCCAAUGAAAAGCCAGAAUGGAUACUUGGAAGUUGUCGUUCCACCGAACAUUCUGGAUUAUCAAACUAGUACAGACAUGAUAGUAACAGAGGGUAACAACGUGACUUUACGUUGUGCUGCGACAGGAUCACCGGAACCUACCAUCAGUUGGCGACGCGAGGAUAAUCAGUUAAUACUCUUAUCGAAUGGGAAUAACGUUACCAGCGUUGAGGGACCAAAUUUUAAUAUCACUAAAGUAAACCGAUUGCACAUGGGGUCGUAUCUCUGCAUCGCAUCCAAUCGUGUACCGCCGUCAGUCAGUAAAAGAAUUAUGCUGACUGUACAGUUUCCACCUAUGAUUGAGGUAGAACAUCAAUUAGUAGGUGCUUUGGAAGGACAAGAAUUAACUUUAAAGUGCAAUUCAGAAGCUUAUCCUAAAUCAAUUAAUUAUUGGACGAGAGAUAAAGAUGCAAUAGUUCUACAAGGAGAAAAAUACAAACCAAUAUUGUUGGACGACGCAUACAAAGUCGAAAUGAGACUAACUAUAAGUUCCGUCAGCCAAUCAGACUUUGGUUCGUAUAAAUGUGUUUCCAAAAACUCAUUAGGAGAUACUGACGGCAGUAUCAAAGUUUAUGAAAUAAUAUCGAGUUCAAAGUCCAAUAAUAACAACACAAGAUACAAAGGAAAGUUAAGGCAUAACUCAAGAAACGACAUUUUCGAAGGAAAUCAAGAUAUGCUCAAAGAACGAGAUUUAAAAUUGCGGGGCCGCAAGGAGGCGAACGGUGACGAAGGCGACGAUUACGACGAUUCCGGUGUGAUGAGGAAAGAGAACUCCUCCAUCCUGAUCUUCGUUUUAGUCACGUUCACUAUUUACCUCCACCAUCAUCCACAGUUAAGAACGCUCCAUCCGGCUUGAAAAUUGGCCACCGCAGUGUUAGUACAUCAUCAAAUUCUCCUUUCGAUCGCGACCCAUCGAAAAUUUGUAAAUCCAUUUAGAUAUCCAUCGCUCAGGGACUCCAUUCGAGGAUAAGUUUCAUGAAUUGCGCUGACCACUUAUACCGUGCUGUAUGAUAACAUCCUAACGUGUAAUGAUGUUAGAUAUUGUAAAUUAUUCGUAAACGAUAAUUCAAAUAGCUUGCGAGUGGAAUGUCAUUCCUUGCCGUGGAACUAACGCGUAGCGUCUAAUGUGAUUAGAUCUGUAUUAUUAAUAACAAGGAGAAGAAAACAAAUGGAUCCGUAAGCUUGCACGACGAGUACAGCGAGCCUUGAUCACGCUUAAUCACAAUCGAUGGUGAUACUCGAAACUAGUCAGUCACCGGACUAAUUCCUCGCUAAUUCUAAUGUAGAGAUUUACGUUAAACUGGUUAAGGGAUUUAGUGGAGGACGCAUACGCUGCUGGUAAUGUGUACGCUCUAUGUCACUUCUUUCGCUAUGCUAUAAACAUCUGCGACGUAAUAUCGAGAGCUCGGAAAUUCUACUCGACCGUAACUUCUGAUCAGUUAAAUUAUAAUGAAUCGUCGAUCGUCGGAUCAUCGAUCCUCUCGUCUUGAUUAUGAUCACUCAAGGAACCUAGUGAAACGGUACGUAUAUUUUAUAGAAAAAACAUUGAGAAUCACUACUGCAGCGAAUGUGUGAAGACAUUUUCAAUAAUUAAGUGAAUUAUUUAUUAUUUACUAUUAGAGUUUCGUAUGACACAGCAAGGUACUAUCCACAAAGGCAGACAACGUAUAAGAACAAUAGUACAAUAAAGAGAAUCAUGACAUUACUGUGUUAAAUUUAGUUAACACUUUUCUAUUCGUCAACCCUUCUAUAACUAAUAGAAUAAUACUCAUCUACGUUUACUUGACUCUCCACGUUAUAUAUUCGGGUAUUAGAGAUUUUAUUAUAAAGGAUUGUUCAUGCGUAGCGUCACAAUAUUUUGCUUGGAAAUAAAAAUGUAAAGAGAAAUUCUUUGUGUUAAUCUGAAAGGGGUGUAUCAAUGUACAAAAUGCUAAAUUACACUGAUAUUUAUCUAUUUGGUUAUGGAUAAGUAUUCUCUGCUCAGUGGGAAGCUAAAAUGAUAUCGCUCUCUUCGAUUGUUCGGUAAAUACAAUGGCCACUUCUCUUGCAACGCUGGUUUCUUACGUUCACAUCACUUCCUAAACACGCGUUCGAUUUGGCCAUGUACAAAGGUUCUAGAAAUUAUUCUGCUACGAUUUUAGCGAGACUCAACUAAAUACCCGCGAAGAUAAACAUGUGUCAUUAUUUGAGAAUGAUAGUGAUUGUACAUAAUAUACGUGAAAAAAGAAACGUUUAAUGUUUGCGUCCAAUAAUAUAAAAUAUUUACAUUGGUAUACGUAUGUAAUUCUAGAAAUAUCUUUUCGUCGUACAUAUCUCCAAUGUAAACAUUCCGUGACAUGUAAAGAUUAUCUAAAAUUCAAGACAAAAUAUUUUUUAAUAUACAAGGCACGUCGAAAGACAGAAUACUUACAUAUCCCUGUUAACAUUGAAGGUAGAAGAAAUUGUCCAGAAUGACGCUUAUACUAUUUAACGCUGAAACUAUCAAGCAGUUAAGUUGACUUCUUGAAAUGCCUCUAGAAACUUCAAGAGUGCAUCUAUUGAGACUUUAAUUAAUUUAUAAUUCAGUUUGUGUAUUGCUAAGUAAUGUCUUUAAUAAUUUCUCAGGAGAACAUCUGUCAUUUUUUUAAUAAUUGCAAAAAGAAGAAAUCAGGAAUACACCAUUUUAACCAGUCUGGCAAUUUUAGUGUUAAAGGGACGAGUGUGACAAUAUAAAUAAAUUCUUUGUUUUUUUGUGUAAAUAAUGCUUCCCAUCUCAGGAUACAUGAGUUUCUAAUAUACAUUCUCUUUUCUUUUACCACUUAAUCUGAUUACUUUAGACUUCCAUUUUCGCCCAUUACCCCUUCUUCCGUUUUUGUUGUUUCUUUCACUGCCUCGUAUUCUUCUCUUAAGUGUUCAAAUGUCUCAUUCCCUUUCCUGCAGAUUCUUCAGAUUCUUCCCUCUUCCUUCUCCCUGUAUCUGUUUCCCCUAUAUUCACUCCCAUAACUGAAUCUUGCAAGUGCUUUCAUUUUUCUCUGCUUUCCCUCUUCUUGUAAUCUAUUUUGGUCUUUCUCUCGCCAGCCAUUUCCCGUAAUGCCUCGCCGAUUGGAUAGCUCCAUCUUUUUUCUCCUUUGCUGUAUUUCCUUUUCUCUUUUCUUCUCUGUUCAUUCUUCUGUUACCUGUUUGACCAUUAUUAUCAUUCAUUUCUGCUUCCCAUUUGCACAUCCCUAUUACCUUGUAAGAUCUUUCCAUUCUUCUUUAUUUUCUAUUUUCUUUAUCUUUGUUUUUUAUUUUCUCUUCGUACACUUAAUUAUCCUUAUUCCUGCUUCCACACGUCUGUUUUCUAUCUUCGUUUCUUCCCUUAUAACGUACCCCAGCGUUUCCCUGUCUAAUCCUAGUUCCACCUUAAAAACCUUUCUUAUACUUCCAAUCCUUUCCAUUCUCCCCAUCCCCAUAUUUCCACACCGUAGAUAAAUAUUUCCACGAAUAUAUUGAACAUCAUCGUCCUUCUAUCAAAAUCUCCUCUAAAUAAAUUCUUUGUUUAUUCGUAUUUUUAAAUUUAUUUAAAAAUCUUUAACAACCUUCUCAAUGAUAUCACUUUUAAAAAAUCGAUGAAAAUUAUAGCAAACAAAAGAUUCGUUUCUAUCGUCACACUCAUCUCUUUUAAUAGUACACACAACAGCUGUUUUGGAUAUUUUUUUCUAUCCUCGAUACGAACGAUACAUUAAGUGUUCUGUUUCUCAUAGCACACCCUGCAUAGUAUGCCAAUUGAUUCAUAUGCAGUGACCGAUGUAAUUAUCUGUAGAAGUUGAGAGUAUACGAAAAAUCCGUGAAGCACUGCUUAUAGUUACAGACAGAUCGUCUGUAAAUAACCUGUAAAUAAAUAUUUGAAUAUCUUCAGUCCUAUUGUUGAGAGAAGUUGUUACCGCCGUUUGUGCAGAAUAUAGUUUCGAAUUUAUCAAAAUAGAAACAUGAAGAUAUUUACAUUC
Messenger RNA from Nomia melanderi (Alkali bee), 4400 nucleotides. Its product is annotated as neurotrimin. Gene Ontology annotation, cellular component: neuron projection. NCBI's taxonomy places the organism in Eukaryota, Metazoa, Arthropoda, Insecta, Hymenoptera, Halictidae. The record is from RefSeq and is a predicted model, not a curated record.